This is a messenger RNA of Monoraphidium neglectum, 825 nucleotides long. RefSeq lists its product as hypothetical. The transcript has a single exon. Bases 1 to 825 code for a protein of 274 amino acids. NCBI's taxonomy places the organism in Eukaryota, Viridiplantae, Chlorophyta, Chlorophyceae, Sphaeropleales, Selenastraceae. The record is from RefSeq and is a predicted model, not a curated record.
AUGUUUGUCAGCAUCGCCCUGCAGCAGCAGCCGAGCGCCCCCGCGGUCGGCUGCCGGAAGGCACCCGCAUCUCUCUGGGGGUCUGCCCGGGCCCUUUCCACCGACGCUGCCGAGGCGCAAGCGUGCCGCUCCCACAGCAAGCGCCUCCACCCUGUGGCGCCCCGCGAUCUGUUCAGCCAGGCGGUGCGCGACGUCCAAGCGUCGGCCGCGGGCAAGAGCGGCGGCAGCCGCAGCAGUCGUGACAGCGAGGGCGACGACCUGCGGCGCACGUCGGGCGGCGACGCCAGCACAGCAGCCGCGCCACGCACCCGCUCCCCGGCUGCUGUGGCCAAGGCGGCGCGGCCGCUGCAAACAGUCAGCCAGCGCAAGAGCAAGCAGCAGCAGCAGCAGCAGCAGCAGCAGCAGCAGCAGCAGCAGCAGCAGCAGCAGCAGCAGCAGCAGCAGCAGCAGCAGCAGCAGCAGCAGCACCAGCAGCACCGCAUUCAGCAGCGCACCACCCCGAGGGCGCCGGCUGCCAGUACCGCUGACCGCGAGUGGGAGUCGAUCCAGAUCAAGAUCCCCGACUGGGCCGACGAGGUGGGCAAUGCUAUUGCCAACGGCUGGGUGCCGCGGCUGCCAGAGCAUCUGCAGGCACAGGCGCCCCAGCACACAGUGCAGCAGCGGUGGGAGCGCCGCUCCAGGGGCGGCUAUGGCGGGCGCAGCCAGCGGGCCGGCACGGCGGGCUGCGGGCCCAGGAGGGGCGGCAGUGGCUGGGGGCGCGACGAGGACUGCGGCGGCACCUACAGUGCCCUGGGGGCCUGGUUGGCCCCCAGCGACUGGGAGUGA